This is a messenger RNA of Adineta steineri, 369 nucleotides long. Lineage: Eukaryota; Metazoa; Rotifera; Eurotatoria; Adinetida; Adinetidae. The record is from the annotation of a GenBank genome assembly.
AUGUCGCAUUUAAAACUACCUUUUCAUGAAAAAGAUCUAUUUUCAUUUCAUAAAACAAAACCACGAAAAAUGACUUCACGUGCAUCAUAUGGAUUCAAUGCACAAGAAUUGGCACGUGAAUUUGGAUCUGUAUAUCAAGAAAUUGAUGUUCAUAUUGGUUAUCAACGAUUUAUACUAGAUGUUAACCUAGGAAUUUGGAAAUAUGAUAAAACAACUAAUACAACAAUCAAUCCUCAGAAUGAAGCCAUCUUAGAGAAAAGAAAAGAGGAAUUAGAAGAAGACAACAAUGUACUUCGUACAAAAAUAGAUAUUUUAAUUACAAUGCUUGCUGAAACUAUAGCCGAAGAAGAACUUACAGACUCGCAAUAA